CGACUAGUGUAGGCAGCAAACUAGGGUUUGAGACGCAGCAACUGUUUUUUACUGAAGUCACAUCCUCCACUAUAUAAACAUGAAAGCACAUACACACACAAGAUUUGUUUCCAGUUGAAUCCACACACAGCGGUUCCGCUUUCACAGAUUAACAUCUGGCCGGUGAUAUACUGAGGUUUUAUUAUACAUAAUAGGGAAGACAAUGCUUGUGAUGACUAGCAGUGCCGCAUUUAGUAAUGUUGAAAGCUAAGCUUCUCUCUGUAUUAGGUUUAGGGUGGGAAAAGGUCCAACAAACAACUGCGUAUUUUAUUUUUGUACAGUUUAAAGCGUAUAGCGAGUAGUCGCGUGUACUCAUACAUCGUCUUUAAUUUUAUUACCGAUAACGUUAGAUUUUGUUGUGAAUUGUCAAUGGAUUGCUAACUCGACCCUUAGCCACCCAUUUACACUACUCAUCUGCCUGUAAACUUGAACUGUUUAAUUUGAUCAACAUACAUCAGGAGCUCAGUUUCUUUUACAAACCCAAAUCAUGGCUGCCAUGCGUGUGGAUGCCAAAGUGGUCAUGCUGGGCAAGGAGAGUGUUGGCAAAACCAGUCUGGUGGAGAGAUAUGUACAUCGCCGCUUUCUUGUGGGCCCAUAUCAGAAUACUAUAGGAGCUGCGUUUGUUGCCAAAGCCCUCAAUGUCGGUGAUAAGGUGAUCACGUUGGGAAUAUGGGACACUGCUGGAUCUGAGCGUUACGAGGCCAUGAGCAGAAUCUACUACAGAGGAGCCCGCGCUGCUCUCGUCUGUUAUGACUUGACUGACAGCAGCAGUUUUGAAAGGGCCAGGUUUUGGGUAAAGGAGUUACAGAGCUGUGAAGAGCACUGCAAGAUAUAUUUGUGCGGUACCAAAAGUGACGUCAUUGAGGCCGACCGAAGUACACGACAAGUGGACUAUCAUGAUGUACAAGACUUUGUAGAUGAAAUAGGUGCACAACAUUUUGAGACCUCAAGCAAAACAGGAAAGAAUGUUGAUGAGGUGUUUCAGAAGGUUGCCGAGGACUUCAGUAACUGUGCUUUGGAGUUUAUGCAAGAGGAGAAGGGAGUGGACCUUGGGAAAAAGAAGGACUCUUAUUUUGCCAACUGCUGCCAUAACUGACCCACCGCCGGAAAAAAACUGCUGUAUCAUAUUGUCUAUUUUGGAACGACUGGAAUCAUCUUUUAUAUUCCUUAAAUUAUCAACUGGAGUGUCCAGCCUGAUUGUGUUUCUCAUUUUUGCUGUGCAUUAGGUUGGAAUCAUGCCAUAUGAAGACGAUUCAUAUAUGACAUGCUUUUUCCUUUCUAUUUCUGUGUUCAAGCGAUAAACACACUUCUUUGUCAAGAACACCUUUGAGAAUGUUGACUGAAAUGCAUGGCAAUCCAUUUUACCCAAAACAAAAGAUGGUAGAAGAAAGAAUAAGCUUUAGGGAAAGAUGCCUUUGUCAUUGCCAAAUCUAAAGGCCUAUGCUUUGCACCUUUAAUCAUUUUAUCAAGGUUUCCAUUUUACAUGUCUUUUGAGGAUCGUGAUGUUUACAGGAUAAAGUAUAAACAGUUCUGACAUAUAUAUCCACACUAAGCUGGAGCUUAACUUGUAGUUUUCAUGGAUCUUAGUAAAAGAUGGUUGCCACUAAGAACUGUUGAAAGCUCACACAACCAGGAAAAGCUGUCGUCCCUUGAAAAGGCUAAAAGGAAAAAAGACACUCCUGUUAAGAACACUCAAAAAUAUCUUAAUGUGGGACUUUUUGAAGUAUUACUGUAUUGCAUUUUGUGAAUCGUCUGCAUAAACGCUGCCUGUCGGACGCACCUAUCACCAGAUAUGCUUUUCAUCCUUAAUAGAGCCCAAAGUUUUGUGUGUAAUGUCUAAUAUUAGUAGUAUAUGUCUUUGUCUUGCUGCGAUUCUAAAGCAAACUGAUAUGCAGCGUUUGAUGAAUGUGAUGUUAAUGUUUACAAUGUUUAAUUAUUAUUAUUAUUAUUAUUAUUUAAUUUGACUGGAUAGGAUGUUGUACACAGAGACACUAAUUUGUCAGAUGUGAACGUGAAGAUCUUUGUAUAUAAAGCAGUUUAUAUUUCGCCUGUA
Messenger RNA from Paramisgurnus dabryanus, 2092 nucleotides. It is a transcript of the gene rab24, whose product is annotated as RAB24, member RAS oncogene family. NCBI's taxonomy places the organism in Eukaryota, Metazoa, Chordata, Actinopteri, Cypriniformes, Cobitidae. Gene Ontology annotation, molecular function: GTPase activity; GTP binding. The record is from RefSeq and is a predicted model, not a curated record.